AGCCUUAUCAGGCCUACACAAACUGUGGCUGUUCUCCACUUAUAUGCUACUGGGAGCUUUCAGUCAGUGAUAGGAAAACACACACACACAAAACACACACACACACACACACACACACACACACACACACACACACACACACACAUAUAAAAUUAUUUAUUGGCGUAUUCCCUUUUCCUUGGAGACAUAAUUAUCAAGUUUGUUAGCUGCUCAGAAACAGUUCAGUUCAAAUAGUCUAUCCCUGGCUGGGAGCACAUGUGUUCCUUAAUCACUGCCACACCUAUUCCACCAAUGUGCAGGUUGUGAUGCAAACCAAAGAAUUGUGAGCAUUGUGGUCAGUCAGUUUUCGCUGUAUGCUACGUUUAAGGUGGGACAAAUACCGGAAGGAUGGCUGAUUGAUGGAUGGCUAGUAUCACUGACCUGGGUUGAGAGUGUUGUGAACUCGGGGGUUCUUCCGGUGACCGGGAAGGGGAACCACAGCUGGGCCGAAGUAGGGAUGGCCGAAUGUAGGUUUUCUUCAUGCAGGACUUAGCGGCAGACAAGGUUCGUGACGGAUACUGGCUGCCACCUGAAAGACAAGGACUUGAGAACGGUGCUGGUGAAUACUUGGACGAAGAAGAGAAACAUGGAAAGAAUUUGGUACACGCAAGUGAGAGGGCAAACCCAAUUUGCAGACUACAGGAUUCAGGAUUUGUAAAACAGGACCUGAACUGGGUGAGGAUCCUGCUCUACUGCAUCAUCUUCCUGCUGAGUGUCUUUGGGAACACGCUCAUCAUCAUCGUACUAGUGAUGAACAAACGCCUCCGGACCAUCACCAACUCCUUCCUGCUGUCCCUGGCCGUCAGUGACAUCAUGCUGUCUCUGUUCUGCAUGCCGUUUACCCUCAUCCCCAACAUCAUGGAGAACUUCAUCUUCGGAGAGGUCAUCUGCAAGACUGCGGCUUACUUCAUGGGUAUGUCUGUCAGCGUCUCCACCUUCAACCUGGUGGCCAUCGCCAUUGAACGCUACAGCGCCAUCUGCAAUCCCUUGAAAUCUCGCGUCUGGCAGACCCGGUCUCAUGCCUAUAAGGUCAUCGCUGCCACCUGGAUCCUGUCUGUUGUGAUCAUGAUCCCGUACCUGGUUUACAACAAACUGGUGGAGUUUAACAUGAAAGCUGGAAACAGACGGGGCUACCAGUGCCGACUGAAGUGGCCCAACGAAGAGGUGCAGCAGGCGUGGUACGUCAUCCUCCUGACCAUGCUCUUCUUCAUCCCCGGGGUGGUGAUGAUUGUGGCCUAUGGACUCAUCUCACACGAGCUCUACAGGGGGAUUCAGUUUGAGAUGGAUUUAGACAAAGAAGCAAAAGCUCAUAAGAAUGGAGUGACGGCAGCGACAUCAUCCUCUACCGCCAUAUGCGACGAGGGCGACGGCUGCUACAUCCAAGUCAACAAACGGCGUAACACCAUGGAGAUGUCUACUCUGACCCCCGGCGGCUGCUCCAAGAUGGACCGCGCUCGCAUCAACAGCUCGGAGACCAAGCUGAUGGCCAAGAAACGCGUCAUCCGCAUGCUCAUCGUCAUUGUGGCCAUGUUCUUCAUCUGCUGGAUGCCCAUCUACGUCGCCAACACCUGGAAGGCCUUUGACGAGCAGUCCGCCUUCGACAUGCUGUCGGGAGCCCCCAUCUCCUUCAUCCACUUGCUGUCCUACACGUCUGCCUGUGUCAACCCCAUUAUCUACUGCUUCAUGAACAAGCGUUUCCGCAAAGCCUUUCUGGGAACCUUCGCCGUCUGCAUCAAGCCUUGCCGGCGCUUUCGCGAGCCUGAGGAGGACAUAGGCGCCACGGGAGCGUCCCUCUCCAAAUUCAGCUACACUACUGUCAGCAGCCUGGGUCCUCCCUGAGGACUUCUCUGCAGAUUCAGGUUCUGCUCCCAGGACAACCACUGCCAAGGAAAAUGAAGAGGUCCAGUCUUUGUGGCGUCCCACCAGACCUGCAACAAGAGAUGCGAUCUUGAAUAGUUGAAGGGAACGGGGGUUCUGCGUUCAGGACCAUGGAUAAUUCCCCUUCAUUGUGAGUUCCUUGACGGCCUCUGCCUCUCAGUGUUGUCCUGUAGCAUAAUGUAAUAUAGAAACUGGAGACACAGCCAUAGAAGAAGAAGCCGGAUGUGGCGAUCUCCCCGUAAACGUAACGUGACCCCCCCACCCCCCUCCUCCUUCAGUGCCAAAUGCAGCACAACAUUGAUGGACAACUUUAAGAAACAUGCAUUAUGUGAAAUUUUGAAGUCUAAAAAUGUGGAAUUAUAUUUCAUUUUAUUUAAGGACCAGGCAAAAUCCAGGUCUGUCCUGGGAAAAGUAGGGAUCUGUCCCAUAGAUAGGUAAGGGAAAUGAAGCCCCUUUUCCAUAGAUCAAACAGAACUGUGUCAUGCCCUGCCCUUUGCCCCUGUUCUUGCAUGGUCCCAACUUUUCCUUGUAUUGUUUACUUUUGAUUAAUCCAACAAGAUUGCCGGCAAUUCUGAUAGGCGUGCCUGGAAUUAGUCGCUGACUAAUAGGAGUCGUGUGUAUAUAAGUUGUGUAUUCGGUGUUGUAUAUACAGUUUUGUGUUUGGGAUUGUUGGCUCCGUGUCCUGUUCUGUUGGUAAGAGUUUGGCUCACCGAGCGUCUGCAUCCAAAGACCCGGAUUCUCGGCUGUUCCUUAUUCUCCGCUAACAUCAGCAAUAAAUAUUUCACUGGUCGUAAUGAA
This is a messenger RNA of Pseudophryne corroboree (corroboree frog), 2715 nucleotides long. It is a transcript of the gene CCKBR, whose product is annotated as cholecystokinin B receptor. The record is from RefSeq and is a predicted model, not a curated record. The coding region runs from base 520 to 1878 and encodes 452 amino acids. NCBI's taxonomy places the organism in Eukaryota, Metazoa, Chordata, Amphibia, Anura, Myobatrachidae. Gene Ontology annotation, cellular component: plasma membrane. Gene Ontology annotation, biological process: neuropeptide signaling pathway. Gene Ontology annotation, molecular function: neuropeptide receptor activity; gastrin receptor activity. The transcript has 7 exons.